GGGGAGGGGCGAGGAAAGAGAAAAAACACUGUCAAUGACACAGGCACAGUCGACCUGUAUCAGCUGUCUUUGUAGACUACGGCAAGAGCCAUAGAUAAUUACAGGGAAAAGGACACUGUAAAACACAGCAGACACCUUGUAAAACUGACACGAUUAAAAGUAAGGAUAUCUUGAUACAAUAUCCAUUUCAAGGAAAUAUAAACACAUUGCCCAACAAGAACAUGCUGUCAUUCUACAAAACAGCUACCAAUAACCUGAUGAAAAUCCUGUCCAGAAAUGCAGGUUUUCCAUCAGUACGUCCCACAAGCAGAGCAGCCUUGGGGAUGGCAAGAGCUAGUCACUCUGGGAUAGUCCCCACCAAGAAGAGAGGAUAUGACAUCACCAGGAAUCCACACCUCAACAAGGGCAUGGCCUUCACCCUGGAGGAGCGCUUGCAGCUGGGGAUCCACGGGCUGCUCCCUCCCUGCUUUCUCUCACAGGAUGUGCAAGUGCUGAGGGUGAUGAAGAGCUACGAGACCAGAUCCAGCGACCUGGACAAAUACAUUCUGCUGAUGACCCUGCAGGACCGGAAUGAGAAGCUGUUCUAUCGUCUGCUGACCUCCUACAUCGAGGAGUUCAUGCCCAUCGUUUACACCCCCACCGUGGGGCUCGCCUGCCAGCAGUACGGACUGGCCUUCCGGAGACCGCGGGGGCUGUUCAUUACCAUUCAUGAUAAAGGGCACAUUGCAACAAUGCUAAACUCGUGGCCAGAAGACGAUAUCAAGGCUAUCGUUGUGACUGACGGAGAGCGCAUCCUGGGCCUGGGCGACCUGGGGAGCUAUGGCAUGGGGAUUCCAGUGGGAAAGCUGGCACUUUACACAGCUUGUGGCGGGGUCAGGCCUCAGAACUGUCUUCCUGUGCUUUUGGAUGUUGGCACAGACAAUCAGACUCUAUUGGAAGAUCCUCUUUAUAUUGGACUAAAGCACAAGAGAGUGAGGGGGAAGGAGUAUGACGAGCUGAUUGAUGAAUUCAUGAAAGCUGUAACAGAUAAGUAUGGAAUGAACUGCCUCAUCCAAUUUGAGGAUUUUGCCAACUCUAAUGCCUUCCGUAUACUCAACAAAUACCGCAACAAAUACUGCACCUUCAAUGAUGAUAUUCAGGGAACUGCUUCUGUUGCAGUGGCUGGCAUUCUGGCUGCUUUAAGGAUCACCAAGAACAAACUUUCUGAUCACAAGUUUGUCUUUCAAGGCGCUGGGGAGGCUGCCAUGGGGAUAGCUCAUCUGAUCAUCAUGGCCAUGAAGAAGGAGGGGGUUCCAUACGCUGAGGCCGUCAAGAAGAUCUGGAUGGUUGACUCAAAGGGACUUAUUGUUAAGAGCAGGGGGAAUCUGAACCAUGAGAAGGAGCAGUUUGCCCAGGAACACCCUGAAGUGAGGACGCUGGAGGAAGUCGUUGAGAUUGUGAAACCCACAGCCAUCAUAGGAGUUGCUGCCAUUGGUGGUGCAUUCACAGAGAAAAUCAUUAAGGACAUGGCCUCUUUCAACAAGCGGCCCAUAAUAUUCGCUUUGAGUAACCCGACAAGCAAAGCAGAGUGCACAGCGGAGCAGUGCUACACUCUGACUGAGGGUCGUGGUAUCUUUGCUAGCGGCAGCCCCUUUGACAAAGUGACUCUUGCUGAUGGGCGCUCCUUCAUUCCUGGCCAGGGAAACAAUGCCUACGUGUUCCCUGGAGUAGCACUGGGGGUGAUCGCCUGUGGAGUGAGACACAUCUCUGACGACAUCUUCCUCACCACAGCCGAGGCUAUUGCUCAGGAAGUGACAGAGCAACACCUUGCUGAAGGAAGACUGUACCCCCCUCUGAGCACCAUCAGAGAGGUGUCCUUCAAUAUAGCUGUCAAGGUUGUUAAUUAUGCCUACAGGAAUGAUAUAGCAUCCUUCUACCCAGAGCCUGAGGACAAAGAGGCCUUCAUCCGCUCUCAUGUCUACAGCCCCGACUAUGACUCCUUCACCUUGGAUACCUACAGCUGGCCAGACCAUGCCAUGCAAGUGCAGGAUGUUUAAAUCUGAUUGGCCAGUAGCCCUGGGCCUCAUACUGCCCCCAAGGCCUAUGAUCUCUUACCAAUUGUUAGCACUUUGAGACAGGUUAUUGGUUUGACAUUCAGGAAAAAAAAGGUUUAUUCGAAGAAUAUUUUAUAGUCAUCGUACUUUUCGGUGAAUCAUUUAAUCAGUGUUUUAUAUAUAUAUUUUUUUUUUUGUUCUGUUUUAGUGAAUGGUUACCCACAGCCAGCGAGGGUUUGGGUACAAGCAGAUAACUUUUUGAAUCAUUACAAAUGUCAACAGAACCCUGGUUAUUCUGUGUUUGGGUUCUCCACAGCUACUAAGCAAUCAAAUUAGGGUUAAAAGAAGCAGCUGCCAGAGCAGCCAAGGAAUCGGGGAUGCACCUAGUUGCCAUGGAAAUGGCAGUACUGUGACACAGGGUUGUUGACAUCUGGAACAUUUUCUUAAUAAUAAUCCAAAAAUGAAAAAUAUAAUGGUUUUAGGGGCGAAAACAAAACAAAACAAACAAACAAAAAAACACCACCACCACCCAGAAUAUGUUUUUAAGCAUCACAGAAACAGUGAAUCUGCUUCUCUAGCCUAUGUACUUUAAAUUCUCCUUCUCAACAUCUGUUGAUGUUACCAGAUAGCAACCUGUGAACACAUGCUGACAAGAUUUCAAACUGGCCUAAAUAACUUAAACUUGAGUGAGUAAACUUGAAAUGACAGGUAUUUUAUCUUUUGAAAUCGGGAAUCCAAAAAGAACGCUAGUUUUGGAAUUAGUUAUAUUUUAAACAUUGUAAAUAAUGUUUUUAUCAUGCUACUAUGGAUAGUUCAUGUUUUAUAUAAACCUCAAAUCAAUACUGUUUGAGUGCUUCAGUUUAGAUCUCAACCCCAGAAUAUGACCCCUUAACUUUUUUGACGUUUCAUUGUUGUUUAAUUUUUAUUACAGUUUCUUGAGGGGUUAAAAGAGAGAAAAAAAAGAUUUGUAUUCAAUAUUUGCAAUUGGGAAAGGGUUUACAGCAAUGUAAUCACUAUAUAAUGGCACGCAGUCUGUUUCAAUGGGAAGCAAAUUGUACAUUAAGCAAGCAGUGUUGAAACAUGUUUAUUGUUGUCAUGAAUGAGCUAUAUGAACUACAGUUGCCUUUGUACCCCCCGCAGCUUUCCAGCCCCCCACCCCAUAUCCUCAGGUACCUUCAACACCUGCAUUUAAAAGCACACGUACACUAUGUCCUCGCUUCUAAUUGCAUGUCUUUUGAAACAGAAUGAAAAAAGCAUGUCAAUGAAGUAUAGAUCAAAUAUUAACCGUGCAAUCUAUGCGAAUGUUAUUGGGCCUUCCUUAUCAACUUAAUAGGUACUGGAAUGUUUAUUUAUUGUCCUGUGUACUGUAUAUACAUAUAACAGAUAAAUGUGUUAUGCAGGUUCAGCAUUCAGUACUAUAGGUUUUAUAGCAUAGCCCUGCGGGCAUUGUACAUUUUAGCUUCUUAUAUCCAGCAUGGGCUGUCAGUAACUUUACACAGCCGUUGGCACAGCCUGGUGCUGCCGUCUUUGUUUCGCUUGUGUAAUUUGGUCACAGUAGGUGGGAUGCAGUGAGGGAUUGAAUAUCCAAUAUUGUGAAAAUGAAAGAUAAUAGUAGAAAUAAUAAUUAAAAUAAUACAUAAUUAAAAGCUGGUUGGGAUAUGCCUAUAUUAAAAAGUGGAUGGAGAAACAGUUUAUACAAUCUUAGUCAAAUGCCUGUAAUUUUAGAUGAAGAUUUUGUAUAUUUGUUUUGACGUGGGACUGCUUAAAAUACAGAUUGCAUGUUUAGACGCAGCAGGUGAUUUGUGCAAGAGGCCAGUAUUUAACUCAUAAUGUUUUUAUUUAUUUUAUUUUUUUUACACUUGCAGUAGAGCAGUUAACAAACUGAUUUCAACACACCAGACCUCUAAGAAAGAUAACUAAAUAACUGUGGACUGUUGUUAUAUAGUAUAGGAAGACAUUGAAACUAUUUAGUUAUCCCAGAGUCCUCUUUUUGUAGAGUUACAUGACAGGGAAAGUGUUAGUUACAGUUGCAUCUACAUACUCAAGUGUUAUGGUUUGAAUUUAGUGAAGCUAUGAACGUGUACUGUAUAUAAGUGAACAAUGUGGACAUCAUAGGCAUGAUGAAGGAAUUAACUGAUUCAGUUAAUAUGUUCAUGUGUUAUUUAGAACUAAUGCACAGCUUCACAUUUAAAAAUCCAAAGGGUGCAAGAGUAGGCUAACUCUCAAAUAAUUCAUUUUCAAUUGCGUUUUCUGAUAGCCAGUGAUUGUAGUAGUAGCUUGAUGUUAAUAAUGGCUUAAUUUAUCAAAGCCGUAUAUUUGUAUGUAAUAAGAAGACAUGGGGAUUCCUCUUCAGAAGCAUAUUGUAGGGACACGUUUCUUUUUUUGGUUCAUUAAUGUUAGAACACUGGGGUCCAUUUAAAAUAUAUUUUUAAAGUGUUAAUCCAAAGCUAACUUAAAGAAUCUUGCUUUAGUUUGGUAACUAAAUUCCAAAAUCACUCUUGCACCAGCUGUAAAACAUUUGAAUGUUUUUUGAUGUAUAUCAGGUAUUUGUACCUCCGACGUGAUAGUUUGGGAACUGAUGGCAUUGCUGUAAAUGCAGUGGGUGAGUUUUGUUUGACUGUACUGUGUGCUUCUGUUGCUCAUCAUCUCAUACCCCUUUUCCACUGGCACAUCCGCACCUACGGGUGGUUUUCCACUGGUUAUUUGUUGAGCCGAGCGAGAACCAAACUCUGAAACUGGGGUGGGGUGGUAGCUGUGAGCUGAGCCUAAAAAUAAUACAAUUGACUAUUUCAAAUUGGGAGAAAAAUUGGGUAAAAAUCAAUUGGCGACUAAAAAAAGUAAAUUUUGGUGUAAUUCAGUAAUAUAUGAAGAAAGAAAAUGAAGAAAAACACAACCAUUACCUCUGGAUUUGCCAUUCUUGACUCAAAUGCGGCACUUCUUACCACAUCGUCUACAUGCGACUCGACACAUUCGUUGCGUGUGACGUCAGCUGCAUGGCUCUGGCUCUGCAGUGGAAACACAACCAGGGUCCUCCUGAGCUGCGCUGGCUCGGUUGUACAGUGGAAAAGAGGUAUAAGAUAGUAGGCUCUGUCCUGAGGAGAUGCUGCAUUUAUGUGUCUUAGUUACUUUUGUCUGGAUCCUCCUCCCAGAGAAAACCAGUAUGUAAGGUUAAUUUGUUGGUUUUGACGUACGCUUUGAAUUGGCAAGAAGGAAACAAAAACUGCUUGAAUACUUUAUUAAAAUAUGCUUUGCUUAAAAAAA
This is a messenger RNA of Acipenser ruthenus (sterlet), 5294 nucleotides long. Its product is annotated as NADP-dependent malic enzyme, mitochondrial-like. Gene Ontology annotation, molecular function: NAD binding; malate dehydrogenase (decarboxylating) (NADP+) activity; malate dehydrogenase (decarboxylating) (NAD+) activity. The record is from RefSeq and is a predicted model, not a curated record. Gene Ontology annotation, cellular component: mitochondrion. Bases 222 to 2036 code for a protein of 604 amino acids. The transcript has 15 exons. NCBI's taxonomy places the organism in Eukaryota, Metazoa, Chordata, Actinopteri, Acipenseriformes, Acipenseridae. Gene Ontology annotation, biological process: pyruvate metabolic process; malate metabolic process.